Molecule: messenger RNA, 4915 nt
Organism: Brassicogethes aeneus
Lineage: Eukaryota; Metazoa; Arthropoda; Insecta; Coleoptera; Nitidulidae
Source: the annotation of a GenBank genome assembly
UUUUCAUGCUGUCAAACAAACUUCAAACAAAUUCAGUUGGUUGGUUGGUGUUUAGAUCCCUUGGUGUUAUUAGUGCAAUUAAUAUUUAUUUUAAUUUGAAUGGGUAGAUGCUAUAGAGUAGAAAGUUGUGUGCAGAAUUAUUUUAAACUUCAAAAAAUGCCUUUUUCAUGAUAUAUUAAUGUCUUAUAAUUGUAUAUCUAAUGGCACCCCAUAUUAUAACUAUAAAUAGUUUUCGAACAGUACUUAACUUGGAUGAAUUAAUUGACCAUCUUAUUGCUAAUAAAAUACUUUAUCCAUCAGAGUACAAAUACCUCUGGUCUAAGGACCCAGAAGAUAGAUUAAAUUAUGUUAUCGAUUUUAUAAAUAAAGCUGGUUCUAAUGUUGAAAAUAAUUUGUUGAAAUAUUUAAAUGAGAAACAUCCUAAUAUUGAGCAAAUUGAGCAAGAUAAACAUGAUUACCAUGAAGCUCUUGUACGAGGUGGAUUUCCUAAACUGGCAAAGAAUUCUGUUAAACGAAGUAGUGAUACCGAAACUCUAACAAAUAAACUUAAAAACCUAAUGCCACGUGACAAACUGGUGGUUUAUGGUAUGAUGGGGUGUGGAAAGUCGUUUUUGGUAAAUCAAAUUUUAAAUGACGUAGGCAUAGUAAAAAAUUACUUCGACUUUAAAUUGUUUUGGGUGAACCUAGGAGAACACCAAAAAAAUUUAGACAACAUUCUAUCUACCAUGUGGAGACUAUAUUCCUGUGUAAUAUCAGCUGUAAAAGAACCGCCUCUUUCACACUGUCCUGAGGAUCUGGAAUUUCUUAAAAAGCAUGUAAAAGAACUUUUUUUGAGGUUUGAAAUGCAGAAUUCCCUGCUUAUUUUGGAUGAUGCUGGAAAUGAUCAACUUAUUUCACACUUUGAUUUUGGCUGUAAAACGGUCAUAACAACGAAAAAUAAAAACAUCGUUCCAAUCGGAAUGGGCACAUUUGUGGAGGUAAAGGCAGCAUUCACGGAAAAGGAGACUUUAGAAAUGUUUUAUUGUUUGGGCAACACGGAAGAAAUAGAAGAUCAUGCAAGAGAUAUUUAUCACAUUUGUAAGGGUCAUCCCUUGGUGGUAGCAGCAAUAUCUUCAUUUUUAAAUGAAAGCAAGGAGGAUGCUGGAAAUCCCAAAAUUUGGGAGCACAUUAAAGAAAACUUGUCCACUGGCCAAUAUCAGUUUGAUGAAACCCUACAAAACGCAAUUAAAAUCUGCGUGGACAACUUAAAAGACGAUCUCAAACCAUAUUUCUAUGAUCUCUCAAUUUUCCAACAAGACGUCAAUAUACCACCUGAAGUACUUGAAAUUCUCUGGCAGAAAAACAUGAUUGAAGUGCGUAAUAUCAUGAUGCAACUCGCGAACCGUUCUUUGGUAAUUUCGUUUUACCACAAGGAUCAUAAAUCGUACGUCUACGGUGUGCACGACGUUUUUCUAAACUACCUUAAAGCAGUCACUAGGGAUAAAAGGAGGGAUUUGCAUAGAAAGUUAAUCGAAGCUUACAAUAGAGUUACCAAUAAUAAUUAUCUUGAUUUGCCAAACGAUAAUUAUACUCUUCAAUACAUCGGAUUUCAUUUAAAGGAAGCAGAUGAUACUGAAAAGUUUCGAAUAUUUUUGAAUCUUCAGUUUAUUGAGGCCAAAAUAAGGGCUGCAGGUCAUGCUGAUGUUCUAAGGGAUAUGGAGAAUUAUGCUUUGUAUAUAAACAAAGGGAAUAUAGACGACAAAAAACUAAACGACUACCGUCACUUCAUAAAACGUUUUGGUCCCGAUAUUUUUUACAACGACAAAACAGAUAUAAUACAAUUUGCUUUGCAAGAGAAAAGCGCUUCUCACGUUUAUAAUGAUGCAUUGGCUAUUGCCACAUCGAAUCCCUCCUAUCCAUAUUUUAAACUAAAAAAUCCAAGGGAUGUAAAAAGAUCUUCUUACAAGUUUAAAACUGAUCAAGACAUAACAGCUGCUUGUUUUUCAAAUGCCAAUGAAAUAUUUAUUGGGACCAGUAAUGGAAAUAUUGAAAAAUAUAUAAAUGAACGUAAAGUAUCCACCCUAAAUGGACAUACAAAAACAAUAAUUAGUUUAAAAUUAAACAGUAAUAAAACGCAACUGUUGUCCAUAUCUGAGGAUCACACCGUGAGAGUAUGGAAGUUAAAAUCAAAUACAAGGAAGAGCUGGGAUUUAAGUGCACAUGGUAGUAAAGCAGAUCCCAAAGAUAAGCAAAGAGACUGGAAAAGCAUAAUUAUAAACGAGUCAAACGACGACCCAAAAGUGUUCAAAUUAAACGACAUCGAAGACUACUGCGUGGCGGCGGCAUUUUCGCCAAACUCCCUCAACGAAAUCGCCAUCGGCACCAACAAGGGCGUAAUAACGAUCUGGAAUACAGAAAAAAUGCAACAAAUAUGUUCGACGGCACAACGUCGAGGCUAUCCGGUCGCCAAUCUGCUCUUCGUUAAACUAAAGGACUGCAAUCCGCACAUCGUGUGCAUCAUAAAUACCAGUAUUUUCAUAUUUGGCUACAAGGACGCCAGCCUCGACUACGUGAUGCAGCUACACACUACCGAUGUGCCAAGAGCGGUGUUCGUUUGCACGCCCAACGAUUCGCCCGAAAUUAUCGGGCUGAUCGGCGGGCAGAUAUUCGUUUGGAACUUUUUCGGGCCGUUCAAGAAAAGCGUGUACAAUUUGGACGAGGACAGCGUGUGUGCCAUUCUAACCAACGAUUCGCAGUACUUAAUUAUAAGUACGCUGGGUAACUCUUUGUGUAUAUGGGACAAUAGGCAGCAUAAGAGUAUUGAUGUUCUUUAUUAUUGGGGAUUGACAAAAUCUCUGGACACAUUCUACGACGACGAAAACUCGGCGCACGUUCUGCUCAUAAGUUCCGACAGAAAAACGCUUCAACAAUGCGAAAUCAAACUGCAAGAAGAAAUCAGGAUUAACAGCAAAUUCCCGGAGUUCAGCUGCUGGUGGAACAAAGCGCGUCCUCUAACGGCUGUCAGAGGCAAAAAUAAGAAAAUCGAAAUCUACCAGGAUUACAAAAUGAUUGCGCAAACGCCCGAGAUCAAAAACAAUAUCACGUACACGAAAUUUUGUGAUACGGACCACGUGGUGUACGGUUUAGAGAGCGGCGAGGUCAGGCUGUUUCAAUUAAAGAACAAAAAUGACAGGCUGCUUACCGCUGUCGAAGGCAGAAUCUCGUACAUCGAGUUGUUUGGAUGCGUUAAGAACAAAAAGAGUUACUUGAUUGUGUCGAAAGAUGACCUAGGCUCGACCUGCACUAUUUGGCCUCAAAAAAUCACUCAGUCGUUUUCAAAGCCAAAACUCUUUUUUAAACAAGAUAAUCUCAUGUUUGUUGUCGAAGGUAACGGUAACAUAUCGUCUUGGAAUUUAACUGAAAAUGAGGUUGAUGUUUGGUACAAAAAUACCGAAGUUUUAGAUGUAAUCACUGCCACUAUUUGCUCAAGCAAAAAGCAUCUUGCCCUUACUUUUCUUAGAGAAGGAAACUAUUUUCUUCAGUUAUACAAAGUUUCCUAUAACGAUAUUAACGUUUUUAAAACAAUCAGUGUAGAUGGCCAACCCAACUUUAGUUGUUACUCGUUUGACGGAGUAAUUUUGGCUAUCGGAAUGAAGUCUGGCGAUAUACAGGUAUGGAAUACUGUAAAUAAAUAUAAAUCUAUCACAUUGAAAUUGCACGAAACACCAGUUGAAUAUCUUCUGUUUUCACCGGGAUUAGAACCAAUUCUAGUUAGUUUGGGUGAUCAGAUUGCUUGGUGGAACUUAAAGAAAUUUCAGAGGACUGGGAGGUCAUUUAAAACACAGUCAUCAGUAGACGAAGAUUUGCAGGAAAGGAGCACAAUGAACUCUCUCUACUGGUCCAGUAAACAACGUUUCAAAAACGAUCAGUAUUUGAUAGCUUGCGUCAAAUCACACGAGCAAUAUGCAAAAUUGAUAUCGGCAUCGCCAGAGUUCACUUCCUUUUUGACUGUAGACGGUACAGGUAAAAUAUACAUUAUGGAAGUUGUCUAAUUUCAAAUGUAUAUUUUUCCAAUCAUGAUAUUAACAUGCCGGCAAACUUGCUAAAAUAAUUUGGCAAUAUACAUGCCCGCCUAGCAAGUUUGUAGUAUGUACACAUGUGUUCAGAGCCUAAAUCACAAUGAUGAAUGUUCUCAAAGAAUUCUUUUUUUAAUGAGAUUCUCAGGUUGUAAAUUAUUUUUUAUGGAUAGCUAGUUCACAAAGAUUUUCAUUCUCAUCCACUUUCUAAAGACAGACAACAAAUUCAUAGUUUUUAACAAUUAUAACCAAGAUAAUUUUACAUACAGUGUGUUAAUAUUUUAACACAUUUUUAAUUAAUUUUAAGGAUUCAAUUGAAUUUUGUAUGUGUUGUAUUGUUCAUGCUGGCACACUGUAAAUAUGUACAUAUAAUUUUUUUAUGUUUAUGUAUUUAUAAGAAGCUUUAUCACAGUUUUUAAAUAUUUUUUUAAACAGCACAUACGCUGCAAACCAAAAAGCAAAUUCUGUGAUUUAGAGCUCUAUUUUUGCAUUUAAUGUGCAAUAUAUUCUAUGGCAAGAAGUUAUUAAUUGCUCAAUUAAAUUAUGUUUUAUAAUUAAUUGUACUCCAGUACAAUAAAAACAAUUAAUAAGGCUGCCCUAAAUUAAUUUGAUUGAACUGUUAUUUAAAAGCUCUUGCAGCAUUAUGUGAUGACUUUAUUGUGAUUAGAUGUUUAGAUGUAUUUUUAUACUUCAAGUAUAUAUUUUAUAUUGUUUAUUUUAAAGUAAUAUUAAUAUAAAUCAAGUAAUAAAAAUCAAUUAAAAAAAUUUUAGUUAUAGACUUAGGGUUAACUAUUAUUAUUAUUAUAUUUGUUUUCAUUAAUACUAACAACGCAUGACCAAAUUUGUUUCUUUAUUAAAAA